AUAAAAUCGUCGAGCACAACAUACCAAUAUGUUUUAUCAACACACACAUUUCCACGAAUGACGAUGUCAUGAGCGAACUUAUCAAUACGUACUUAAACUGCUCUCUUAGGUCUUGAUAAUACACAAUAAGCUACGAAGGCACAGGGACAGUCACAGUCGAAAUAAAAACAGCUGAAAUGGCAUCAGGAGACCACCACCAUGGUAAAACGAAAGUGGUUUAUCAAUUUAAUCCUGCCGACUAUGGUCCGUUCAACGUUUUGGACGGCGACCACUUCAACAACUUCACCGGCGGAAGCUACUAUAUGACAACUCCAAAAGAGGAUAACAUCAUGCUGUAUCGACUUUAUGGAGGAAAUGCUACUGCCGAGGGUCAGUAUUGGACUCUUGAGCCUAGACAAGGCAAUGACGGAUAUCGACACGACGCUGCUGUAUUGAAACCAUGGAACACACUGGAGCACGCCGUGGAGCUUAUCGUCCCCAGGGGUGUCCAUAUGUACGAAGGGUUUGUUGGGCGCCAAAAAGGUUACCUUGGCGGUGGGUGGCAGGUAUUCAUUCCUAGAGAGGUCGUCAAAAGUCUGUUUAGAAUGCAGCACAAUACUGAAAACAAAAAGGUGAAAGACCAGGAGAUGGAAGCGAUAAAAAAAUUCCAAGAGCAAAAAAGGAAGCUAUGGGAAAAUAAGUUGAACAAGCACAUGGAGUCAAACGCGUUUGCAAAAGGAAGCUUUUUGCGGCAACUGCCCUCCGACGUCAGCCGAUUUUUAACGCUGAAAUCGGGUGACUCGUCGUCCGGAGAAAAAGUGAAAGAGGGCAAGUACCUCCUUCAUCGCGACAGCGUCCCAAGAAUCGGCGGAGGAAGAAUCAACGUCAGUAUUUCAGUGAAGAUUGAGUUUGUAAGAAGCGAGACCCAAACAUGCCAGUCUGAUAAAGCUAUUGUUACGACAAUUACAAACUAUUACAACCGAAUUACUAUUAUCGAAGAAACGGUGAGCUAAAGACUUCUUACAAAUAUUACAACAUACAUGUACACAGAGAUUUCCUGUCAAAUAAAUUGUAUCAGAGACGUAGAUAACAAGUCUCUGAAUGA
Dreissena polymorpha is the source of this 1084-nucleotide messenger RNA. RefSeq lists its product as uncharacterized. The record is from RefSeq and is a predicted model, not a curated record. The transcript has 2 exons. Bases 177 to 992 code for a protein of 271 amino acids. NCBI's taxonomy places the organism in Eukaryota, Metazoa, Mollusca, Bivalvia, Myida, Dreissenidae.